AUGGAGAAGGGGCCCUUCUCGGUGGAGUGGCUGGCCCAGAGCAGCUGCGGCGGAGCCCAGCCCGCGGCCGCAGCCAGCCGGCCGGGCUCCCCCUCCGGAGACACCGGCAGCCGAGCGAGCGCGGCGGGAGGCGCCGCGCCCUGGGACCGCAGCAGCCCCGGGCACGACGCGGAGGCGGGAGGCGGCGGCGCCGUGUCCGGGCGGCCCCGCACCAAGUUCUCGGCAGCGCAGCUGCAGGAGCUGGAGCGGAGCUUUCGCGAGCAGCGCUACAUCGGCGCCAGCGAGAAGCGGCGCCUGGCCGCCGAGCUGAACCUCUCUCAGAGCCAGAUAAAAACCUGGUUUCAGAAUCGUCGUAUGAAGUUUAAACGUCAGACUCAAGAUGCUAGGGUGGAAGCUCUCUUCUCAGGUUUAUUUUUGCCCUAUCAUUACUGCCCAGAUAUUGCUACCUCCACCUAUUCUCAUGGAAUGGACAUUAAUCUCUCUUCUACCUGUGCUGUUUCCCUUCACCCAGCUAUUCCAAGCCCUGCCUUGUUGUUGCCUUCUGUUCCAGCUCAGCCCCUUCAGCCCAUUUUGCCAAGUCCAGCUUUACUGAUGCCUCCCAGCCCAGGAUUAUCUUGUUACUCUUCUGCAGUUCCAGCAAUGACUCUGACAGAUGUCCAUGAAAGACUGAUGUUCCAGCCAUAUCUUCCUUCCUGUUAG
Molecule: messenger RNA, 699 nt
Organism: Apus apus (common swift)
Lineage: Eukaryota; Metazoa; Chordata; Aves; Apodiformes; Apodidae
Product: homeobox protein vex1-like
Exons: 3
Coding region: 1-699 (232 amino acids)
Biological process (GO): regulation of transcription by RNA polymerase II
Molecular function (GO): DNA-binding transcription factor activity, RNA polymerase II-specific; RNA polymerase II cis-regulatory region sequence-specific DNA binding
Source: RefSeq, a predicted model, not a curated record